AUGGCUGGUGGAAGGAAUGAUGUUGCGAUUGCUGAGGCUCUGGAGUCCCUGGCAAGAGUUACAGUGCAGGCUCUCCAAGCUUUGGCUGAAUCUCAAGCUACUGCACAAGCCUCUGCGCAAGCUGCUACUCAAACUGCACAGAUUGCUGCUCAAGCUGUUGCUCAAGCUACUAGCUACAGUGGUGGCCAAGGGAAUAUGCAAAUAAAUGAAUUCAUGGUGAUGGAUCGAUUCCACAAGGCUAACCCUCCAUCGUUUGAAGGUCACUAUAAUCCUGAUGGAGCUCAAAAGUGGUUACAAGAAGUUGAAAAGAUUUUCAGAGGAGUGGCAUGUCCCGAAGGUCAGAAAGUGCAUCUUGGUACCUUUAUGUUGACGGAAGAAGCUGAACAUUGGUGGGAUAAUGCACGCCAACGUUUAGAGAAUGCAGGGACUGCAAUUACUUGGGCUAUAUUCAAGAACAUGUUUCUAAUUAAGUAUUUCCCUGAAGAUAUCCGUAAUAGAAAGGAGAUGGAAUUUGUUAAAUUGGAACAGGGGAAUAUGUCAGUAGCGGAGUAUGCUGCUAAGUUCGAGGAAUUAUCCAGGUACUAUCCACUCUAUGUUGGAGAAGCAGGAGAAAAGUCUAAGUGCAUCAAGUUUGAAAUGGGACUUAGGCCAGAGAUCAAGAAACAGGUUGGAAUGCAAGAGAUCCGCGACUUUUCUACCCUAGUGAAUAAGAGUAGGAUUUAUGAUGAGGAUAGCCGUGCUGAAAAGGCACAUUAUCGAAACACUGGAAUCAUGAAGGACAAGAGUUUUUCAGCUGGAAAAGGAGCUAGUAGUGGUAACGGAAAAGGAAAUGGGAACAAUUAUAGUUAUGGGAGUGGUAGAGGAAACCCCAAUGGACGAGGAGUUAGUAGCGGAAAUAGUAACAACAUGAGUCAAGUCUCACGCAACAACAAUGGUAAUAAUGGUUACCUAGCUACUCCUAUCCGAUGUAGCAGGUGUGGAAAGCAGGGUCACAUGACAUAUGAAUGUAGAGAUGCUGGAAUUACUUGUUUUAAUUGUCAACAACAAGGCCACAUUAGCACCACAUGCCCUUACCCAAGGAAGACUCCACAGCCUGGAAACCAGAGUUCCCAAGCCAGCAGACCUAAAUCCAAUGGAAGAGUCUUUGCCCUUAGUGGUGCAGGAGCGUCUGAGAAAGACAACUUGAUCCAAGGUACGUGUCUCAUAAGUGAUACUCCUUUAUUUGUACUAUUUGAUUGUGGUGCCACUCAUUCUUUUGUUUCUCUUGAUUGUGUUAGACGUUUAGGACUACAUGUAUCUCGUUUACAGUAUGAGUUGAUUGUGAAUACCCCAACUAGUGAUUCUGUUGAUACCUCUAGUGUUUGUCUUGACAUUUCUAUCCAUGUUUGUGGAAGGGACUUCCGAGUUGACUUAGUGUGUUUACCUUUGCGUCUGGUUGAUGUGAUUCUUGGUAUGGAUUGGCUCUCUGCCAACCGUGUCCGCGUAGAUUUUUUUAGUAAAACCAUUGAAUUCAUGGAGUCAGAAGAGAGGGAUAAGCCUAGCAAUAUAUCCACCAACCAAGUGAAGGCACUCUUGAAAGAAGAUGCCCAGUUAUACAUGAUCCUUCCCUCAUUGGAAUUUGAAGAAAAAGUGGUAAUACGAGAUGUUCCUAUUGUGUGUGAAUUCCCUGAAGUAUUCCCUGAAGAUGUCACUAGUUUACCACCAGAGCGUGAAAUUGAGUUUAGCAUUGACCUUGUACCAGGUACUGGACCCAUAUCCAUGGCACCGUAUAGGAUGUCUCCCUUAGAAUUGUCUGAGCUUAAGAAACAAUUGGAAGAGCUUUUAGAUAAACAAUUUAUAAGGCCUAGUGUUUCACCAUGGGGUGCACCUGUGUUGUUGGUUAAGAAGAAGGAUGGCUCUAUGAGGUUAUGCGUAGAUUACCGUCGACUUAAUAAAGUGACAAUCAAGAAUAAGUAUCCGCUACCUAGGAUAGAUGACCUUAUGGAUCAAUUGAGAGGGUCAUGUGUGUUUAGUAAGAUCGAUCUGAGGUCGGGUUACCAUCAGAUCCGCGUGAAACCUUCUGAUACUCCUAAGACCGCCUUUAGGACCCGUUAUGGCCAUUACGAGUAUUUGGUUAUGCCUUUUGGUGUGACUAAUGCACCAGCAGUGUUUAUGAUUUACAUGAAUCGGAUCUUUCAUCCUUACCUCGACUCUUUUGUGGUUGUGUUUAUAGAUGAUAUCUUAGUGUACUCUAAGACUAAGGAAGAACAUGAGGAAGUAAGUUUCCUAGGACAUAUAAUUUCAAAAGGUGGAAUAGUUGUUGAUCCUACCAAAGUGGAGAGUGUCUUAGAAUGGAAAGCACCUAAAUCAGUGACUGAGAUUAGGAGUUUCCUAGGAUUGGCAGGUUAUUAUCGUAGGUUCAUAGAAGGAUUCUCCAGGUUGGCCUUACCUUUGACUAAGUUGACCCGCAAAGGGGAAUUGUUCAUGUGGGAUACUCAUUGUGAGAAUAGUUUCCAAGAGCUUAACAAACGAUUGACCUCUGCACCAAUCUUAGUAUUACCUGACCUGAGUGAACCUUUUGUAGUAUAUUGUGAUGCGUGUGGUUCCGGAUUAGGUGGAGUACUUAUGCAGGAUGGAAAGGUAGUAGCAUAUGCUUCUAGGCAACUGAAGAUUCAUGAGAGAAACUACCCUACCCAUGACCUAGAACUAGCAGCAGUUGUCUUU
Cicer arietinum (chickpea) is the source of this 2703-nucleotide messenger RNA. Lineage: Eukaryota; Viridiplantae; Streptophyta; Magnoliopsida; Fabales; Fabaceae. The record is from RefSeq and is a predicted model, not a curated record.